This is a messenger RNA of Leptopilina heterotoma, 1066 nucleotides long. RefSeq lists its product as uncharacterized. The record is from RefSeq and is a predicted model, not a curated record. Bases 143 to 913 code for a protein of 256 amino acids. The transcript is spliced from 6 exons. Lineage: Eukaryota; Metazoa; Arthropoda; Insecta; Hymenoptera; Figitidae.
AAUUCUAGUUUUUUUUUAAGGAAUAGAUUGUUAGACAAGAAUCGAAGCCAAUAAACUUCAAUCAGAUAAUGAAAUUUCUAUAAAAGCUAUUACACCAUUGCAGAAAAUAUUUAGUCUUUCCUUUAAUUGACAUUAACAAAAAAUGAAGAUACAAAUUAUUAUACUAGCGACUGUUUUGAUCAGCAGUCAGGCAAAAUCAAUUUUGGAUGUUUCUAAUGAAGUUGAUGUCAAUUUGUCACCCGAAGAUUUAAAUAAUCCCGAGAAGAAAUUAUUCGAAUACAGUUUAGAUUCAAAACUCGAGGAAAUUAGAGAUAUUUUAAAAAAUGGAAAUCAAUCACUGGGACUACCCGUUUGUGAUCCAUUUAAACUAGAUCACUGGGAGGAAAAACUCAAUCUCUUUAAUGGCUCAAUUAAAGGUUCGGGAUCCAUUGAUAAUUUAAUAUUUACCGGACUUUCAAGUUAUAAAAUAAUAGAAAGUGAUGUUUCAAUAUUCAAGAGAGCAAUAAGUCUACAACUAAAGUGGCCUCGUUUGGAAGGAAUUUCAUUUUACAUUAUAAAUGCAUUUAUAAAAAAUAAAAUGAUUGAAAUUUACGGAGGAGGAGAUUUUCAAACAACCACUGAAGAUUUAGUAUUUGAUACUGUCGUCUACUUUGGUUUGAAAGAUGGAAAAGUGUACAUUAAAAAAAUGGAUACUCGAAUUUCCCUAAAAAAUUUCAAGUUUACUAUCACGGGAUUGUACUACGACGAAGAUGUUUCAAGAACAAUGAGUAUAUUUCUCACUGAAUUCGUAAAACAAGUAAUUCGUGAUAAUCAGAAAAAUUUAGUGAACGUUGUCAAUAGUUUUAUAAUGAUCAAUGCUAAUAAAUACUUGAGUAAAUUGACUUUUCAAGACUUAUUAGAGCUACUAAGCUAAUAUUUUCAUUUUCUAAUCUAAUAUUAUUAAGAUAGAUCACCUACGACAAUCGUUGACAAAUGUAAACUACUGGAAUUAUUUUUAAAGAAUAUUUUAUCUUAAUAACUUAUAUUUACUAUUUUUAUCAGCGAUAAAAAAGAAACAUUGUAACAU